AUGGUAAGCGUAUCACCUGAUAGGGACAGGAGGAAGGUUCUAGUGACACUGAGUAUACUUGGCACAGAGAUGUGUGAGAGGUUGGCCUUCUACAGCGUCAGUGCCAACAUGGUUCUGUUUGGUACCAGUACUCUUGGUCUGGACACGGUGGACGCUACAAGUAUUAGUUUGGCUUUUAGCGCACUGGCCAAUCUUUUCCCUGUAGUUGGUGGCUACAUUUCCGAUUCAUGGCUUGGAAGAUUUCGAACCAUUUUGUUUUCAGGAAUUUUAAACGUAGUAGCAAUGCUAUUUAUUCAAUGUGCUGCUAUAGACUUUCACGACUGGUUUGAGAAGGAUCUAACGCAGGUGGGUAAGCGAGUUGUCUAUCUUGUGGGAUUAUUUCUCUUAACUGUCGGCACUGGAGGUCUCAAGGCCAACAUUAGUCCAUUCGGUGCUGAGCAACUGGACAGUCUGGGUAAAGAGGCCGUCCAAUCUUUUUUUAACUGGUUCUAUUGGGUCAUUAAUAUUGGCGCCCUCGUGGCGUAUGCAGGUGUGGCGUACCUUCAACAGAACGUGAGCUUCACCUGGGGACUGUUUCUGCCUCUAGUUGUUACACUCCUUCAGAUCAUUCUGUUUGUUUUACCUAGAAACAUGUACACAAGAACACGGCCCGCGGGUAAGAUAUGGACUACUUCCUACAGCCCAAUUCUUCCACCUUUAGCUUUAUCUGCCUACAGCCCAAGAAGUGUGUUGGUCGUGGCUCUGAAAAUACUUCGUCAAGGGUGUUGUCAUCGCCCUCCGCAUCCAGAUCCUAAGCUACCGGAAGGCUCGGAGCGGAAACUGUUCGCACGAGCCAAGACUAACUUCGGAGGAAGUUUUAAUGACGUCACAGUGGAAGGUUUAGCUGACGUCAUCAGCGUGCUGCCGUUUUGUCUACUCGUCAUAAUGUACUACGCCAUUUACUCCCAGACUACCAGCUCAUUCUUUGUUCAGUCGGAAAGAUUGGAUGUGAGGCUUGGCUCAAUCAACGUGCCAGCAGCCAUGCUGAACACAAUAGGCAACAUCAGUAUUAUAAUCCUUAUACCUGUGAUUGACAGACUCUUUUAUCCGUGCAUGAAGAAAAUUGGUUUACCUUUGACCUACCUGAAACGAAUAGGAGCUGGCAUGGUUCUGUCUGUGGUUGCUGUCGUUGUAGCCGGAGUGGUUGAGAUCUAUCGGAAGGAUGUCAUGAAUCAGCCAGGCGGAUCUCAUGUUCAAGUUUUAGCCAAUGAAAAUUUCACCGCAUCCUCGAUGUCUGUCUUUGUUCAAGUUCCUCAGUUCGCCAUAGUGGGCGCUAGUGAAAUCUUCACCAGUGUGACUUGUCUUGAGUUCGCCUACACCCAAGCCCCAGCAAGUCUUCAGGGUCUUCUGACUGGUCUGUUUCUUGCAGCUUGGGGUAUAGGCAACUUGGUGUCAAUGGCAAUCUUGCUGGUGGUCGAGCGAGCUACUAUACUAGAUCCCUGGUACGGAGACGAAAUCAAUCAUGUCAAGAUGGAAAAUCUGAUGUUUUUGUUAGCAGGACUAAUGGCUGCCAACUUUGUUAUUUUUUGUGGGGUGGCGCUGAGAUUUAAGUACAAGGAGACGGCGCCAAAUUUAAAUUCUGCCGAGCACAAAGACAAAAUUGAACACCAGACAGAAGGAACUACUCAUAAACCAUUAGAACUGUGAUGUAAAUAUGAGAUGUUUUUAUGUCUUGUAAAUAUAUGAUGUAAAUAUAUGAUGUAAAUAUAUGAUGAUCCCACUUUCGGUCAGAGUGUUACAAGGUCAUCUGUCGUCAUCGAGAAGUACAUAGAAGUCUAUUUAUGGAGCGCUGGUUGUGAGUGUGCAUGUGUUUCGUGUGUGAAUUUUGUAUUUCAUCUAUAUUGUUAUUGUACAGUAGUUACGCUGAGGUUGUCAAUUGUAGUCAAACUGAAUUUCUAUUUGAUUGAAUCAAUAAAAAUUAUCUUAUCUUAUCUU
This is a messenger RNA of Biomphalaria glabrata, 1974 nucleotides long. Its product is annotated as solute carrier family 15 member 4-like. The record is from RefSeq and is a predicted model, not a curated record. Gene Ontology annotation, cellular component: membrane. Gene Ontology annotation, molecular function: transmembrane transporter activity. Lineage: Eukaryota; Metazoa; Mollusca; Gastropoda; Planorbidae. The transcript is spliced from 13 exons. The coding region runs from base 1 to 1686 and encodes 561 amino acids. Gene Ontology annotation, biological process: transmembrane transport; oligopeptide transport.